Messenger RNA from Bipolaris victoriae FI3, 831 nucleotides. RefSeq lists its product as hypothetical. Gene Ontology annotation, cellular component: RNA polymerase II transcription regulator complex. Gene Ontology annotation, molecular function: transcription cis-regulatory region binding; DNA-binding transcription activator activity, RNA polymerase II-specific. The transcript has 5 exons. The coding region runs from base 1 to 831 and encodes 276 amino acids. The record is from RefSeq and is a predicted model, not a curated record. NCBI's taxonomy places the organism in Eukaryota, Fungi, Ascomycota, Dothideomycetes, Pleosporales, Pleosporaceae.
AUGCAGACAUCGGCCGCUCAGGACCAGUCCAAGCCUACCAUCGAGAUGAGCUUAAGAGAACACUUACUCGCUGCUGGCGCCGGCCAGCCCGCCGUCCAGCCUCUGCCCCAGCACCCGACACAUUCCCAACACCCACACCCUCCCAGCCAGCCCCACGCCAUUGACCCUGCCAUUGGCGGCCCGACAUCGUACGACAUGAGCGCUGGCGGCCCCGACGACGGUAACACCAGCGAGGGUCGCUCAAAGGGACGGAGAGAACUGUCCACGUCCAAGCGCGCUGCCCAGAAUCGCGCUGCUCAGCGCGCAUUCCGUCAGCGCAAAGAAGAGUACAUCAAGCAGCUCAAAGACCAGGUCAAGGAGUUUGAGCAGCUAUGCGAGCUCUACAAGACGCUCCAGACCGAGAACUACCAAUUGCGCGACUACAUCAUCAACCUCCAAUCCCGACUCCUUGAGACCCAGGGCGAGAUCCCCCCUGCCCCGGCCGGUGUAGAUCUCAACCGACCGCACGCCGAGCAAGCCAACAUGCACCCCCAACCGCAACCACCCCAGACCCCACAACAGCCCGAGCAGCAACAGCAGCAGCAACAACCCGCGCAAAACAACAGUAACGGCGGUCUAUCAGAGCGCCAGAUUGGUGAGCUACAAAUGGCUGCCCAAGCAGCAGCAGCCGCUCAACAUAGCACGGCUGGCACCAAGCACGCAAACGUCGAUAGUUCAUAUGACUUCACAGAGAAGCGCCAAAAGGUCGACGAAUCUCCCCAAGGCUCGGGCGCAUCUGCCGAUUACGAUGCAUUCGUCAAUGAGAUGCAUCACGCCAAGCAGACGGCAUAG